This is a messenger RNA of Cryptomeria japonica (Japanese cedar), 906 nucleotides long. RefSeq names its product replication protein A 70 kDa DNA-binding subunit A-like. The record is from RefSeq and is a predicted model, not a curated record. Lineage: Eukaryota; Viridiplantae; Streptophyta; Pinopsida; Cupressales; Cupressaceae. Gene Ontology annotation, molecular function: damaged DNA binding; single-stranded telomeric DNA binding. Gene Ontology annotation, biological process: DNA replication; nucleotide-excision repair; telomere maintenance via telomerase. The transcript is spliced from 2 exons. Gene Ontology annotation, cellular component: DNA replication factor A complex; nucleus. The coding region runs from base 1 to 906 and encodes 301 amino acids.
AUGUUUAGCUUCGACGUCAUAGACAGUGAAGGGACAAAGACACGUGUAUCAGGUUUUAACAAUAUGGUAGAUGCACAUUAUGCUAAUAUUGACAUUGGAGCUACCUAUAAGAUUUCAGGUGGGGUUGUGAAAUCUGCUAAUAAAAUUUAUAACAAGCUUAACAGUGGAAUAGAAAUAACUCUUGUGCCUGAAUCAUUAGUAAACCCUUGCGAAGAUGACCCUUCCAUUCCAAAAAACCAUUUCUCAUUCAUGCCUAUUAAUGAAAUACUUGAGCAAAGAAAUAAUUCAGUCAUCGAUGUUAUUGGUGUUGUUAUUUGUGUAGAACCAAGCUCAACAAUCAGAAGAAGAGAUGGAACAGAGGUCAUAAGGCAUACCAUAAAGCUACUAGAUAUGUCUCAAACUACAAUAGAAGUUACGAUAUGGGGAGCACCAUCUAAGACAGAAGGUGUCCAACUGCAACAAAAAUACUACCUUCAAGAGACAACAAUCCUAGCAAUCAAGAGUGGACGUGUUUGUGAAUAUAAUGGAAAGGUAUUGAGUACAUCAAGCAAUACACACUUAAUUCUAAACCCAACGAUAUUAGAAGCUAAUAAAUUGAGAACCUGGUUUGACCAAAAUGUAAGUGACACACAUGAACCUUCGGUCAAAUAUAUAGUUCAAAUAAAAUUAGAAGACCAUACAGAUACAUUAUGGGCUAUAGCAUUUGAUGAAGGAGCGACACAACUACUGAGUAUGCCUGGUGAAAUGUUGUAUAAGCUACAGUUCGACCCGGAUGCAGAAAGUGAUACUAAGGAAGUGAUAAAGUCUGUACUGAACAAACAAUACAUCUUCAAAUUGACGUACAAGAAGGAAAAAUAUAAUGAAGAGGAACGGCUGAAAGUAACAAUUACUAGGGUAGAAAAGUAG